Molecule: messenger RNA, 4161 nt
Organism: Phytophthora nicotianae INRA-310
Lineage: Eukaryota; Oomycota; Peronosporomycetes; Peronosporales; Peronosporaceae
Exons: 4
Coding region: 1-4161 (1386 amino acids)
Biological process (GO): transmembrane transport
Cellular component (GO): membrane
Molecular function (GO): ATP hydrolysis activity; ABC-type transporter activity; ATP binding
Source: RefSeq, a predicted model, not a curated record
AUGCCAAGUCCGGCCAAGUCCCCGGUAGACGACGCUUAUCAGCGCGUUGAGACGCCUCGGCACAAGCCUGCAACCAGCAGCGAGUCCGACCUCUCCGCGUCCAAGAAGGAGCCGAGUCUGCGCCGCCAGAUCGUGCACGGCGGCCCCACGAGCUUCAAGUUCACGCACUUGUACCGCUACGCCACUCCACUGGACAAAGUGCUGCUAGUAGUGGGCGUCAUUACAGCGGGGGCCAAUGGUGCACUCUUCCCGCUCAUGGCCAUCGUCUUCGGUGACGUUCUUACGGGCUUCAGCAGCAUCCCCGUGGAUAUGGAUACAGUGAACAAGGCAGCGCUAGACUUCUUCCUCAUCGCUGUAGCCAUGUUCUUUACAGACUAUCUGAGCUACGUGACGUUCUAUUACAGUGCCGAGAGACAGAUGAAAGCUCUGAGGAGCGAGGCACUCAAGCACAUGCUGUAUUUGGACAUUAGUUGGUACGAUGAGAACGACGCUCUGCAACUGUCAAGUCGCUUGACGGGCGACACGGUCAAGAUUAAGGACGGGAUGGGUCAGAAACUCGGAGACUCGUUCCGGUUCACUGUGCAAUUCGUUGUGGGCUUUGUCAUCGGCUUUGAAGCUGAGCGACGGGAGACUGAAACCAAACUUGAAAAAACGAAUCUGUCACGUACGUUGAGUGGAGUCUCGACAAAGACGGAUAUCUCUGUGAGUACAGUGGAGAAAAACUUCUUGGCCAAACAGCCGUUCACUCUCAUGGACAUCGCGCGGUUGUGUAAGCCUGAAAAGAACUAUUUCAUUGUUGGAUUGAUUGGUGCGUGCGUCGGUGGUAUCGCGAUGCCAGCGUCUGCUCUGUUGAUCACGGGAAUGAUCACGUCGAUGACAGAAAAGUACGCAAUGUACGAGAACACUGGGGAUAGAUCCUAUUUAAGCGACCUGUACGACAACGUGGAGCUUUACGGCAUCUUAUACCUCGUUGGGGCUGCUGUGAUUGCGAUCUUCAUGUACAUGCAGACCUACUGCUUCAAGUUUAUCGAGGAGAAGACUACGACACGUCUACGUAACACGAACUUUGAAGGACUCUGUCGCCAGAACGUCGGGUUCUUCGACGAGAAGGAGAACGCCACAGGUGCGCUGACUGCCGACCUUGCUACAAACGCUACCAAGGUCGCAUUGUUGUCGGGUGACUCGCAAGCUCGUGUGUUCCAGGCCAUCUUCACGUUGGUCGCAGCAUUGGUGAUCUCUUUUGGAUUUGGUAGCUGGUUGCUAUCGCUGAUCAUGCUGGCCAUUAUGCCGUUCUUGCUGUUUGGCCAUGUGGCUCGAAUGAAACAAAUGCAAGGCGGUGGUUUAAUCUCCGACGACUUGGCUGUACCCGGUGCCCACGCGUCUGAAGUUCUCAGUAAUAUUCGUACUGUUGCCGCUCUGGGUAUCGAGAAGAGAUCUGCUGACGUGUUUGAUGAAUUACUGGAAGAACCGCUCCAGAAAGGUAGCAAGGAAGCACAGAUCAAUGGCGCGUCACUUGGCUUCAGUUCGUUCAUCAUGAUGGCGACCUACUCACUUAUCUUUUGGUAUGGUGCCAAGAAGGUGAAUGAUGGCACGAUUGGAUUUACGGAGAUGAUGCGGACUCUCAUGGCCAUCAUGAUGUCUGUUCAAAUCGUCAGUGGUGCUUCGUCGUUCAUGGGUGAUGCCCCCAAGGCGUUCAAGGCUGGCUCCACUAUCUUCGCGAUUCGAGACCGAGUCACUACAAUCGACUCGUUUAGUCCGGAUGGUCUCCGUUUGGCCAAGAACAUCGCUAUGGGGGGAGACAACGUGACUCGUGAAGAAGCUAUCGAGGCUUGCAAGUUGUCGAACGCACACAACUUCAUCAUGUCACUACCGGAGAACUACGAUACACUGGUCGGUGAGAAGGGUGUGUCUCUGUCUGGAGGUCAGAAGCAACGUGUUGCUAUUGCACGGGCUAUCGUACGUAAGCCGAACAUCUUGGUGCUGGAUGAAGCUACGAGUGCUCUGGACAAUGAAAGUGAGAAGAUCGUUCAGGCUGCUUUGAACAACCUGAUGGCUACAACGAACAUGACGACGCUGGUGAUCGCUCAUCGACUGAGUACAAUUCGUAAUGCUGACAAGAUCGUUGUAUUGAACGAGGGUCACAUUGUGGAGAGCGGCACUCACGAUGAACUGCUGCAGAUUGAGCACGGCAUUUACCAGAACAUGUACCGUAUCCAGGAGUUACGUUCACAAGAGGAACAACAGGAAGCUGAGCGACGGGAGGCUGAAACCAAACUUGAAAAAACGAAGCUGUCGCGAACUUUGAGUGGAGUCUCGACAAAGACGGAUAUCUCUGUGAGCGGCGUAGAGAAGAACUUUUUGGACAAGAAACCAUUCGGCCUGAUGGACAUGCUGAAGCUCAACAAGAUGGAAGUCAAUUAUUUUAUCAUCGGACUGAUCGGCACGUGUGUGGCUGGUAUCUCUAUGCCAGCGUCUGCACUUCUAGUUACGGGGAUGAUCACGUCCAUGACAGAGCAAUACGGACAAUACCAGAGCUCCGGCGACAGCUCUCACUUGACUACGAUGUACAACGACGUGGAAUUGUAUGGCAUUUUGUACCUCGUGGGCGCUGCGGUUGUCGCGAUCUUCACAUUCAUGCAGGUUUACUGCUUUAAGUUCAUGGAGGAGAAGAUCACCACACGGCUACGUAACACGAAUUUCGAGGGUUUAUGCCGUCAAAAUGUCGGCUUCUUCGACGAAAAGGAGAACGCGACGGGUGCGUUGACUGCUGACCUGGCCACAAACCCCACCAAGGUGUCGCUAUUGUCUGGAGAAUCGCAGUCUCGGGCCUUUCAGGCUGUCUUUACUUUGAUUGCAGCUCUGGUGAUCUCGUUUGGUUUCGGUAGUUGGCUGUUGUCCCUGAUCAUGCUGGCUCUGCUUCCAUUCCUGCUCUUUGGACAUAUCGUGCGUAUGAAGCAGAUGGAGAGCAGUGGUUUGAUCUCCGAUGACUUGGCUAUCCCCGGUGCCCAUGCGUCAGAAGUUCUCAGUAACAUCCGCACGGUAGCUGCUCUUGGCAUUGAGAAGAAGUCGGUGGAUGUCUUUGAUGAACUCCUAGCAGAGCCACUUCGUAAGGGCAGCAAGGAAGCUCAGGUGAACGGGCUAUCACUUGGCUUUAGCUCCUUUAUCAUGAUGGCUACAUAUGCACUCAUCUUCUGGUAUGGCGCCAAGAAGAUCGACGAUGGAUCGAUUGGAUUCACGGAGAUGAUGCGAACGUUGAUGGCCAUCACGAUGUCCAUUCAGAUUGUUAGCAGUGCUUCCACCUUCCUCGGUGACGCCCCCAAGGCGUUCAAAGCUGGCUCCACUAUCUUCGCGAUUCGAGACCGUAUCGCCCCCAUCGACUCGUUUAGUCCGGAUGGUCUCCGUUUGGCUAAGGUCGAGGGUCGUCUUGAGUUCAGAGAUAUCUCGUUCAGAUACCCUACUCGUCCUGAGAUCAACGUGCUUAAGCACUACAAUCUCACUAUUGAGGCUGGUCAGACCGUCGCCUUCUGUGGCCCCAGUGGUGGUGGCAAGAGCACUAUCAUCUCGCUCAUCGAGCGCUUCUACGACCCCGUGGCUGGUGAGGUGUUACUGGACGGCCACAACAUCAAGGACCUGAACCUGGGUUGGCUGCGUAGUCAGAUUGGUCUGGUGGGUCAGGAGCCCACGCUGUUCAUCGGAACCAUCGCUGAGAACAUCUCGUACGGCUUGGCAGAGCAGCCGAGUCAGCAACAGAUCGAGGAAGCUGCCAAGAUGGCCAACGCGCACGAUUUCAUCACGCAGUUCCCGGACGGCUACGACACUCAGGUGGGUAUGAAGGGUGAGCAGUUGUCGGGAGGCCAGAAGCAGCGUAUUGCCAUUGCUCGAGCUAUUCUGAAGAAUCCGGACAUCUUGCUACUGGAUGAAGCCACGAGUGCUCUGGACUCGGAGAGCGAGAAGGUGGUGCAGGAGGCUCUGGAUAAAGAAGAAGAAUUUUCGAAGUUGGAUGGUGAAAUUUUGGGAAAUUUUGUAUUGAAACUUGAGAUGGACGGAGUCGACGUGUUGGGGCGUUAUUGCUGGGUGGCUGCACAAGCACCAACGUCGCCUGUGUACCCGCCAGAGUAUGCUGGGAAACUUCGCGUUAACUUUUGCUCGGAGGACUGGUAA